UCACUGCAUCCUGAGAAAACAACAGAAAACAGUCCCUGCAUUCAAGCAGAGAGGCAUCGAGGAUGGGAGCGCCACACAACGGAUCCAACGAGACGUCCAACUUCAGCAGCCAGUUCGUGCAGCCGCCGUGGCGCGUCGCGCUCUGGUCGCUCGCCUACAGCUGCGUGCUGGCCGUGGCCGUGUUCGGAAACCUGGUCGUCAUGUGGAUCAUUCUCGCCCACAAACGCAUGCGGACGGUCACCAAUUACUUCUUGCUCAACCUGGCGUUUUCAGACGCGUCGAUGGCCGCGUUCAACACUUUGAUAAACUUUGUCUACGCUGCCCACGGGGAGUGGUACUUCGGGAAAACGUACUGCAAAUUCCACAACUUCUUCCCGGUCACAUCUGUGUUCGCGAGCAUCUACUCCAUGACUGCAAUAGCCGUGGACAGAUACAUGGCCAUCAUUCACCCACUGAAGCCUCGCCUGUCGGCUAAGGCCACCACAGGAGCCAUCGUCUGUAUCUGGAGCCUGGCUGUGGUCCUGGCUUUCCCUCUCUGCUACUUCUCCACCACCCGGCUUCUGCGUAAAAGGACCAUCUGUUAUGUAGCCUGGCCACGCAUGGAAGACGACCCCUUUAUGUAUCAUAUCAUAGUUACAGCUCUGGUCUACGUGCUGCCCCUGGUAGUGAUGGGCAUCACUUACACCAUCGUGGGUCUGACGCUGUGGGGCGGAGAGAUUCCUGGUGACUCCUCUGAUAACUAUCACGGACAGCUCCAGGCUAAAAGGAAGGUGGUAAAGAUGAUGAUCAUUGUGGUGGUGACGUUCGCCCUGUGCUGGCUGCCGUACCAUGUCUACUUCAUCGUGGUGGGUCUCAACAAGGAUCUGAGCAGGUGGAAGUACAUCCAGCAGGUUUACCUGUCCGUGCUGUGGCUGGCCAUGAGCUCCACCAUGUACAACCCCAUCAUCUACUGCUGCCUCAACAGCAGGUUUCGAGCGGGCUUCAAGCGGGCGUUUCGCUGGUGCCCGUUCAUCAAAGUGUCCAGCUACGACGAGCUGGAGUUACGCUCCACCAGGAUGCACGCGAGCACACGCCAGAGCAGCAUGUACACGCUGACGCGGAUGGACACCACCAUGAUGCUGGUUUACGAUCCCGCUGACGGCGCUGCGCGGAAGCACUCCCUGUCCUCCAGGAAGAGAAGCUACAACACCUCCCGGCAGACAGAGAUCCCUAGCGCCAACGACAGCAGCGUGAAACUGCAAAACGGAGUUGCACCGCAUGCUCAACCUGAGGAAUUCUCUUGAAAACCACAUUUAUACUGCAAAAAACAUUCGAUAUUUAUGCACAUUUAUCAACAUUGAUAGCGGCUUUCACAUGCUCACCAUUGUUGCAUAGCUUAAACACAGAAGUAUGGAAGUUAUUAUAUAUCUGGCUAUCUCAGAAAUGAUUAUUCAGAUACAGAAAUGUUCCUACAGAUACAGAAAUAGCUCUGCUAAGAACUGUUUUGGAAUCCAUAAAUAUAAAAACCUACGUCAGCAUUCACAACAAAGAUAAUCUGAAACAGGAAACACUGUAAUUAUGUAAGUAUAUCAGAUUUACAUCUCCAUUUGUGAGAAUCUGAGCUGUAGCUCUGCAACUGCAGACGAAGGACUAGUCUCCAUCGCCCUGCGGCGCUGAAAAGGCAGCUGGAGAAUCAUCAAUGGAAACGCUGCUGAUUGAACUUUGUCUGGUACCAUAUGUGGAGUUUGACUUUCAGUUACGUAAUAUACACAGAACUGUUCCAGGGCGAGGCGUCAAGCCAGAGGUGAAGUCCUGCAGCAUGUCAAUAAAUAGGGCUGCACUGUGAGCUCACUGAAAGCAAAC
This is a messenger RNA of Cololabis saira (Pacific saury), 1842 nucleotides long. It is a transcript of the gene tacr3a, whose product is annotated as tachykinin receptor 3a. The record is from RefSeq and is a predicted model, not a curated record. Gene Ontology annotation, molecular function: tachykinin receptor activity. Gene Ontology annotation, cellular component: sperm midpiece; plasma membrane. Gene Ontology annotation, biological process: G protein-coupled receptor signaling pathway; positive regulation of flagellated sperm motility. The transcript is spliced from 5 exons. Lineage: Eukaryota; Metazoa; Chordata; Actinopteri; Beloniformes; Belonidae. The coding region runs from base 63 to 1283 and encodes 406 amino acids.